CCACCGCUGCUGCCGACGCCAGAGGGGCAGUCAGCGAUGGGCAAAGCGAAGAAGAAGAAGGCCAAGACGCACAGGGUGUCCCCAUACGGCGAAGCUGGAGAGAUGAGAGACGAGGACGACGAUAUAGUGGUGCGCCUGGACAGGCACUGUCAUUCGCACAACACGCCAGCUCUUCCCCCCUGUGUCUGGAUGGAUGGAUGAAUGCAGAUGUGUGGUGGCGACACACCCGACGCCACAAACAUACGCGGCAAGAAAGAGGCAAGCAGCAGGAAAACCGACAACAGCGUCGCCACCAACCAGCAGGACGCGACGCCUUCCAAGGAGCCCGACGAGGAACCAGAGAAGAGCGCCAGCCGACGCUCAGUCAUCCAGGUGAGAACCACUGGCACCGCCUGGAAACGGUCUCUCAGUCGUGGAUGGCAUCUUGUCUGUGUGUGCAGCGUCAGCAUCAGGAGUGGAAGGCCAUGAAGUCUCAGGUGGCCAAGCUCAAGAAGGAGAAGAAGAAGCUGCGCAAGCGCGUGGCCAGCGAGAGGGAGCGGAAGAAGACCAUCAAUAAGAAGAUCAAGGAGCUGCUUCAGACGACACGGAAGCGGCAUGACAGGGAGCUGGCGGCCAUGGGUUUGGGACCAGCCAGCCACCCAGAAGAGGACGAUGAGCGCAUGAUGGACGAUGACGACUGACUGAUGGGGGCCAAAGGGCAGGAGGAUAGCAGGGUUGUGCAGAGCGGUUGUGGUGUGUCUGUGGUGGGUGAAUAAACAUCGGACCGAUGUGCGUGCUGUGCUGUAUCAUUUAAUGGCAUUGCAUUGAGAGCGGC
Vitrella brassicaformis is the source of this 814-nucleotide messenger RNA. NCBI's taxonomy places the organism in Eukaryota, Vitrellaceae. The record is from the annotation of a GenBank genome assembly.